GCAGUGGCCUGAGGAACCCGAGGGCCUGGGGAGGGCAGAGUGGAGCAGUGUUGCACUGUGGGACAUUCACCCGUCUUGAGUCCUCUAAGAACUAGGGACUCCAGACCCCUGCUGCCCUGCAGAGAGUGUGGAGCCAGCGUAGGGGCUCUGGCCUCUCCCAGAUACGGGGGUCUGUCCACCUACAGGACCGCCUGAGCCCCCGUUUCCCUCAUUGGCAAACAAGGAGCUUCCCCUUCCCCAUGGGCACCUGCUUUGCACCCACCUUUGGGAUCCUGAGCCCACUUCAUCCCCUCCCCCUUGCCUUGAUUGUAACCAGUUUGGCAGAUGAGGAAAGUAGGCCCAGAGGGGCCAAGGUGUAGGUGUUACCGUGAGGAUGGGGUGCCAGUUUGGGUAGGGGGUGUUGGCUCAGGGGUGGUAUACAGCAAAUGCUCAGUCUGGACUAACUUUAUCAGUGUUCAUCAGAAGAGAGGAGCAGGGCAUGAUGGCACAUGCCUGGAUCCCAGCACUCUGGGAAGCUGAGGCGGGAGGAUCGCAAGUUGGAGCCGAGCUGAGGCAACUUCGUGAGAGACCUGUGUCAAAAUAAAAGGGCUACCGGGCUGGGAUUUAGCUCAGUGGUUCUGCCGCCUACCUUGGAAGCACAAGGUCUCAAGUUCAAUCCCUGGUACCAAAAAAAAGGAAAAAAAAUAAAGGGCUAGGGAUGUAGCCCAGUGCAAAGGGUCUAGGUUCAAUCCUCACUAUUCCAAGAGAGAAAGAGAAAAAGGGUUAUUAUCCAGGGGGUCUUUGGUUCAGGCUGCUUCCACAUAACCCUGGGCGGUACCUAGAACUCAGAACUAGAGUCCAGAACCCAGUUGGAUGCCAGGGUCCGGAACUGACUCACUGUAGCCAAUCGGAAUCCCCCUCUCCCACUUUCCUUAUGAAGCAAUAGAUAACCCAAGUUUGCUGGUGGCCCAGGCAGCAUUUUUCUGUGGGCCUGAGACCCUUGAGGCUCAGUGGGGUGACCCUGUUUCUCAGUCCCACAAGUGGGCAGCCAGAGGGGCCAUAGGGGCUUUGAGCCCCUCUGCCUCCAGGGAGGCGACCAGGUGUGCCUCCUGGUGAGCACAGGUCUCUUCGAGGCUGUGAAUGAGCCGGAUGCCAGCCAUCGCCCCCCAGUGCCCGGCGUGAGAAGGGCCCCGCCCCACCGCCACAGGCAUGCCCCACCAGCCUUCAGCCUGAGCUGGCGGCUCCCGCCCCCGCCCCCCUGCCACCCUGUACUGCCCUAGCUCCCCCGAGACCCCCACGCUGCAGUGUGGCCGGGCCCCCUCCCCACAGGGGCCGCCCCCGCCGCCUGCCCCAGGUGCCCGGGGUGGCGGCCCGGCCCGAAGAGCCAUGAAGCUGCAGGCGGUGAUGGAGACCCUCUUGCAACGGCAGCAACGUGCACACCAGGAGCUAGAGGCCCGGCAGCAGCCACCACCGCCUGAGAACCCCACUGCAGGACCUGCAGCCCGGGCACGGGGCACCCCGGAUGAGGACAGAGAGCCUGACAGUGCACGAAUGCAGAGGGCACAGAUGGCCGCGCUGGCUGCCAUGCGGGCUGCUGCUGCAGGCCUCGGACACCCGCCCAGCCCUGGUGGCGGCUCUGAGGAUGGUCCCCCUGGCUCAGAAGAUGAGGACAUGGACCAGGAGGGGGGUCCCAGCUCACCCGGCCGAGGCAAGGAGGGGCUAGGAUGCUUGGAAGGAGAUGGACACUUUGAGGAUAUGGGCUCCGAUGAUGACAUGAAGCAAAAGUGGGAGGAGGAAGAGGAGCUCGAGGAGGACAUGGGGGACGAGGAGGAGGACGAGGAGGAGGAGGAAGAGGACUUCGAGGAAGAGGAGGAGGACGAUGAGGAAGAGGGGCUGGGCCCCCCGGGCCCUACAGGCCUGAGCUCCACAGGCCUCUUCCCCCGAAAGGCCCCACCAGCCCAGGCCUUCCGCGGAGAUGGCGUCCCCAGGGCGCUGGGUGGCCCCGCACGGCUGGGAACUGGCCCUGCUCAUCCCGGAGGAGCCACCCACGUGGCCUCUCAGCUGCAGCCGCCCGACCAUGGGGACUGGACCUACGAGGAGCAGUUCAAGCAGCUCUACGAACUCGAUGGGGACCCUAAGAGGAAGGAGUUCCUGGAUGACUUGUUCAGCUUCAUGCAGAAGCGAGGCACACCCGUGAACCGCAUCCCCAUCAUGGCCAAGCAGGUGCUUGACCUGUUCAUGCUGUACGUUCUGGUGACGGAGAAGGGCGGCCUGGUGGAGGUCAUCAACAAGAAGCUGUGGCGGGAGAUCACUAAGGGCCUCAACCUGCCCACCUCCAUCACCAGCGCUGCCUUCACGCUGAGGACCCAGUAUAUGAAGUACUUGUAUCCCUACGAGUGUGAGCGGCGUGGCCUCAGCAGCCCCAACGAGCUCCAGGCCGCCAUCGAUAGCAACAGGAGGGAAGGCCGGCGCCAGAGCUUCGGCGGCUCCCUCUUCGCCUAUUCGCCAGGCAGUGCCCACGGCAUGCUGUCCUCACCCAAGCUGCCCGUGCAGUCCCUGGGCCUGGCCGCCAGCACCAACGGCAGCUCCAUCACCCCAGCCCCCAAGAUCAAGAAAGAGGAGGACUCAGCCAUCCCCAUCACAGUCCCCAGCCGCUUGCCUGUGUCCCUGGCUGGCCACCCAGUGGUGGCAGCCCAGGCAGCAGUGCAAGCGGCAGCGGCCCAGGCAGCCGUGGCAGCGCAGGCAGCGGCCCUGGAGCACAUCCGGGAGAAGCUGGAGUCUGGGGAGCCCCCGGAGAAGAAGAUGGUGCUGGUCGCUGAUGAGCAGCAGCGGCUCCUGCACCGGGCUCUGCAGCAGAACUUACUGGCCAUGACUGCCCAGCUGCCCAUGAGCAUCCGGAUCAACAGCCAAGCCUCUGAGAGCCGGCAGGACUCGGCUGUCAGCCUCGCAGGCGCCAACGGCAGCAACAGUAUUAGUAUGUCGGUCGAGCUCAACGGCAUCAUGUACACAGGGGUCCUGUUUGCUCAGCCGCCAGCCCCCACGCCACCCUCAGCACCCAGCAAAGGCAGUGGUGGUGGCAGUGGUGGCAGCAGCAGCAGCAACUCAGGUGGCCGGGGAGGACCCGCAGGGACCAGCUCGGGCAGCCAGGCAGGUGCAGCACCGCACCCCACGUCUUCUACCUCAAAUAACUCAUUGCCUUAACCUCGUGGCUCCCCUCCUGCCCACUGCCGCCCCACCCCAGGAGCCCGACAGUCCCCCGGCUGGGGUCCAGGAAGGCAGAAGCAACAGGUGGGAAGAGCAGAGCUUCACCACGAAACCACAUUGACGCCAAAAAGGAAAGAGAAAAAAAUACAUAUAUAUACAUAUAUAUAUAUAUAUAUAUAUAAAGCAAAUUUAAUAAAACAGGGGAACCAAGGAACACUUGAAUUUCUCAGGUUUUGGACAUUCAGAGAUGAAUUAUGAGGACUGUGAAAAGAACCUAAAGGAAAACCAAGCCGCUGGAGCUGCUGGAGCCGCUGGAGCCUUUUUCUGCUCCCAGGGAAGCGGCUGUGGCAUCUGGCAUGGAACAGCUGCGAUGUCAAAGCCAACCCUGUUUACCUCAUACAUCCCUGCACUGUGUGUUAGCAUUUUUGUCCGUUUUUAUUUUCACUUUUUAUUUUUAUCUGUGACACAUUCAUCACACCCAGCUCCUUGUGUUGAAUGAAACCCCUGAGCCAAGAUCACUGAUUUUAUUUCCUUUUUUUUUUUUCCUUGUUGCUUUGGGAAAUGUGUUUUUCCUUUUUUUUUUUUUUCCUAAGAAAUAGUGACACUCAAACUCCUAUAGGGCUUUUAAGAGGUUUUGGGGGUUUUGUUCUGUAAAUACUCUAUUUUAUUCUUGGGGGGUGGAGCUUUAGGAAAAGGAUAUCUAUAUAUCUAUAUAUCUAUAUAUUUGUGCUCAUUCAGGGACUAGAAAAAGCAAAGUGAAACAAAAAACCCAACCCCGGUAAUAACCUUUUUAAAAUUUUUCUGUGACUGGUUUGGGCUCCUUUGGGUGUUUCUGGUGGCCCGAUGGGUGGCCCGCGAGCCCAGGACGCUGGAACUCAGCAACAGAUUCCUCUUUUCCAGGCUGGGCACUCGGAUCAGGGAAUCCUUAACCAGGGGGUAGAAUGAGUCCUGGCCCCAGGCUCCUGUCUCAGGGAUGAUUUGGGGGACGAUCAAUAAAGGGGGAACUGGGGGCAGCCAGGCCUAACUCAGGGUGAGGAUUUAGGGGCCAGAGCAACCCGAACCCCUCUCCUCUCUCCCCUCCUCUUGCCCUUCUCUCCAUGCCUUCCGCACAGGGGCUAUGACAUGUCUUGGUUCUGCAGUGACAGUCACUAAACAGAGGCCCAGAAAGGACCACGGAUCCCCCCACCCGGGUCAGAAAAUUGGGGGGUAUCCAUGAGACGAAGCCUGGCUGGAGCAGAAACCCAGCCUCUGUAGCCCGGGCAGGGUCUUCAGGGCUUUCUGGGCCUCUCUGCCCCUGUCCCUGGGGCUGCGUCCGGCCUCAGGUGGGGACUGUGGCAGCUGCGCCUAGGUGAGCCUGGGCUCUAAUUGGGCCCCAGAGUCGGUGCUAACGAGGCUGGGAGUGGGGGGAGUGCUGGGGCUCCCCCAGGCCCCUGGCCGGGCUCUCCUUCCUUCUCUGGGAAGGGGACCUAGUCUUUCUUUGUCUCAGAGUCACUGCUGUGCCCCUUUCUGCCCAUCCAGGAGGGGUGGUGGUGGGGGGGGCUCUCUUGGCUUUUCCUUCUGGAAGGUUCUGCCUGCCCCAUUUUUGGGGGGCUGGUGUCUUAGCACAAUCAUUCCUGGGUGGGGGGGUCUUCCUAUCCCAAGACUCAAUCUUGCCCCCUCUCCAAGAACUAUCUGGCCAGCCACUCUUGUCCCCUCCUGGCCGAGGCCCCUCGGGGCCACCUCGGGGAAAUGUCCACUGCACAUUUCUUUCUACCUCAGGUCUGACUUUUGAUGCCAAAAAUCCUUGCCCUGGUCACUUCCCUGUCCCUCCUGCUCAGGUCUCGGGGUGCCCCCGGGUGGUGUAUGUGUGGCAUGUGUGAGCGCCCAGCCUCAGUGAGCAGACCGGAUCCUAACUCGGGGUGUCCUGGGGUGGCCCCAAGAUUGUGGGAUGUGGGGAUCCCUGGGACCCCUGUCCUGCCAGGCAGAACCUGUGGCCCCUGGGUGUCCUGUCUCUGCCUCAGCUGCCUCAUAUGUGUCCCAGACAUCGCCUGCUGGUGGGGGUGGGAGGGACAUCUGGGGGAGCACAGAAGCCCCUUAUGCAAAGAGGCGCAAGGAAGGGGGGUGGCCAUCGCAGCCACUGGGGCCUGGCCAAGAGCGCUGUGCACGUGGGGCUUGGCGUGUGGCAGGCGGGGACCCCCAAACUCAGGGUAAGGAGGGGCUUUGUGGGGACCCUUGGACAGGCUGCUUCUGGAAUCUUUGGGACCCUUAGGCUGGCUGCAGGGCUCUGGCUGUAAGGACAGGCAGGCGGGUGGGGCGGGACCCUGGGACAGCUGGGUUAGUGUUUUUAAAAGUUGUGCAUUUGUACAGUUGCAUUUUUUCUUUUUAACAUUUUUAUCCAUUUUGUUCUUGUUUUUAUUUUUCCAUUAACUUUUGGCUUUUUUUUUUUUUUAACUCCCCCUUCGCAAACACAAACUCAAGCUUUUUAUUCUUGAUAUGUGAAAUUGAUUUCAGUUUCUCUGGGGCUUCUUACAUGGUGUGAUGAUCACGCCAGACUCAGGUAAAAGGAAAAAAAAAAAAAAACUUUCAAAAACCUCCAAAAAACAGAAAAAAAAGGUAAAACUGCUGUCUACCUCUUA
Messenger RNA from Heterocephalus glaber (naked mole-rat), 5798 nucleotides. Lineage: Eukaryota; Metazoa; Chordata; Mammalia; Rodentia; Bathyergidae. The record is from RefSeq and is a predicted model, not a curated record.